ACCAACGCCCCCGCCGUAAAAAAAUAAAAAUAAAAAUGGCGGAGCUCAAGAGCGACGGCCGGAAAAUAUACGAGCAUGUGAAUGCGAGAGCCGUACGGAGCGACGGCGACCCGCAAGCAUAAUCUGCUCGCUGUGUCCUUCGUUGUCGGCAACGAAAAGGGCUGAUGGCGCUACUUGCAUCGGCAAAGCGCAUCAGUGACGCAUACUGAUUGCCUUCUCGCAGAGACAGGGGAUCAGAGAGAGAGAGAGAGAGAGACGAACAAAGAAGAAAGGAAAAUUUUUGUAAAGGUAGAUCGCCAAAAUGAAGAGAUCGAUCCUGAACCCUGCAACUCCUUCGGAGAGCAGAGCAUGAACUAUGGCUGCAAUUCCAUGGUUUUUAUAGCUGCAGAGAGAUGGAAGAGAGAGAGAAACCCUAGUUUAUUUGGGCUUAUUCUUCAUCAGACCGCGAAGCUUGAUGGGUCGUGGGCUACUCUGGAAAGUGGGCUCAGAGAAAAAUCUAUGGAGUCCAUCAAAAACCCCUCCAAAACCCCCUACCUUGAACGUUCCUGCGUCAAGAGAAUUUUGGUUUACGCAAGUCGAGGUCCCGCGGAGGCAAUGAAUUUCAGUCUCAGAUGAGAAGCUCCAAAUGGGGUCACCACCUUCCUCCAUUUCCAGAGCUCUCGCGAGCGAGCUGCGCCGCGGAGGAGUCGCGGCGGUCUCUUCGCCGCGCUGCCAGCAUUCCGUCCUCCGAGCGCCGGCGCCGUCGCUAUCUCCGUCGUCAUCUCGCUUCUUCACGUCCUCCGCCGCCGCUUCUUCUGCCGCCGGCGGCGGCGGCGGCGGCGGCUCCUCUUCUCAGGCUCAAGGUAAAGAGAAUGGAUCGAGGUGGUCCAACUGGCUGCUUUUCGUUCCUGGAGCUAUUACGUUUGGUCUUGGGACUUGGCAGAUUUUCAGGAGACAGGACAAGAUUAACAUGCUGGAAUAUAGGCAGAAGAGAUUGGAUAUGGAACCUAUGAAACUUGAGAACGUAUCUCCCACCAACAAGGACCUGCACUCUUUGGAGUUUAGGAGGGUUUUCGGCAAAGGAGUUUUUUAUGACAAAAAAUCAAUAUAUGUGGGUCCACGUUCCCGAAGCAUUUCGGGAGUGACAGAGAAUGGGUACUAUCUAAUCACUCCACUUAUGCCCAUUUCAGAUGACCCAGAAAGUGUGAAGUUUCCGGUUCUGGUUAAUAGAGGAUGGGUACCCCGAAGUUGGAGAGACAAGUUCCUUGAAACUUUGGAUGAUGCUGGAAAGGCUACAGAUGCAUCAGAAACCUCUGUGCAAAAGAGUGAAGAAAAAUCUUGGUGGAAACUCUGGUCUAAGAAGCCUAAAGAUGUUGAGGGACAUGUUCCUACUGUCGCGCCGGUAGAGGUUCUAGGAGUCAUUCGAGGGAGCGAGAAGCCCAGUAUUUUUGUUCCGGCAAACGAUCCAGCUUCCUCCCAGUGGUUUUAUGUUGACACUGCAGCCAUUGCUCAUGCUUCUGGGCUUCCUGCCGAUACUCUCUAUAUAGAAGAUAUUAAUGAAAUUGUGAAUCCAAGUAAUCCGUAUCCAGUACCGAAAGAUGUGAAUACUUUGAUUCGCAGUUCAGUGAUGCCACAAGACCAUCUAAAUUAUACUUUGACAUGGUAUUCUCUGUCUGCUGCGGUUACAUUCAUGGCCUUCAAGAGACUUCAGCAAAAGAAAAGUCGGAGAUAGCAACACUUUUGGAAUGAUUAAUCUUAUGCGAAUCUGGGGCCCAACAACUUUCUAAAGAUCGAAUACUGAAAUUUAACAUGAAGAGGGCUGUAUAACAGCUUUCCUAAUUCAAUCGACCGAGCAGUUUGACCUGAAGCUCGUUAGCAGUGCAGUUCAAUAUUGGAAGAGUUUUGUCUCUCAAUUGUUUUUCAAAAUAAUGUAAUGAAAAGCUCUUGCUCUGAAUACUGAUUGGAUAGUGAGUUUGUUGCUGGUUGUAUGAUUCAGAUAUGUUGAAAGCGAUAGUUUCUGUUUUGAAAUGUUAUUCUUCUCUUUUUGUUCAUCUUAUCGGGACUAGUUUUUGUUUAAGACAAUACUGGAGAUAUAGUGCUAUUUUUUACACUGCUUCCUAGAA
Rhodamnia argentea is the source of this 2102-nucleotide messenger RNA. Its product is annotated as surfeit locus protein 1. The record is from RefSeq and is a predicted model, not a curated record. Gene Ontology annotation, cellular component: membrane. NCBI's taxonomy places the organism in Eukaryota, Viridiplantae, Streptophyta, Magnoliopsida, Myrtales, Myrtaceae. The transcript is spliced from 7 exons. Bases 626 to 1711 code for a protein of 361 amino acids.